UCCCCUCUGACCCCAAACAGGCAGGCAUAGCAGAGAGAGCGGGAAGGGAAGUAAGCAAGGAGAUAGAUAUACACUACUACUCGUGCUCGCCUGUCGUCAGCCUUGGACGCGGCUCAAAACCAGCAGCGUUGCGUGCUCUGUAGUUCCUCCUCCACAGUAAGUCUCAGUCGGGGACUAUCGCUUUGCUAAACAUGGACGCAGUGAGGAGCGACGUAGCUCAGCCCGCCUACAGCCGCUGGUCCUACAGGCCCUCCAGCUCAGCCAGCUUCUCCUCCAGUGCAAGUGCCCUGGACGAUGACGGUGCAAGUCUCAGGCAGCAGAAGUUGGAAAAGCAGAGGGCGCUGCUGGAGCAGAAGCAGCGGCGGAAGCGGCAGGAACCCCUGAUGGUGCAGCCCAACCCCGAGGCCCGGCCCCGCCGGUCCCGCCCGCGCCGCAGCGAGGAGCAGGCGCCUCUGGUGGAGUCACGGCACAGCACCACCAGCGACGUCAUCCUCGACGGGUACAGUCUAUCGUGGACUGACGAGGAUGAGUCUGAGCCCCUGAUUCCCAAGAUCCCCGCGGAGCGCAGGGCCAGUCAGAGCAGCCUAUUCAAGGAAGAGAGAAGACGCUCGUCGUGUUCACAGCCGCUAAUGUUGAUGGUGCAAGAUGUCUUUGAUGGAGGAGAAGAAGGAGAGGCGUUGCUACAGGAAGAUGGCAUGCUAACAGAAAUAGGAAGGGCCUUGCAGGAGAUGGAGAGGCCCACUAGUUCUAGACUGACGGGGGCUCAGAGACUUCUGCAGGAGCAGCAGGGGUCUAGCAGAGCGUUGCUCAGAGAGACAGGGAUCGAUGGCCCCGCAGCAUUCCUAGGCUCUGAGGUCCCGGAUACAGGCUCCAGGGUCCAGAUCCUUUCGGUGAGCCAGACGCCCUCCUCACAAUCCCCGCCCGCCGAAGAGCCAGAGAGGGACGGAGACACAGACACGCUGCUGGAGCCCAAGACGGACAUCCACGAACUGCUGCAGAGGAGAGGUCUCUCUGGAAGUAUGAAUUAUGACGAGGCGAGCGAGGAGGAGGUGGUGGAGGAGGAGGAGGAGGAGGAGCAAGCUCCCUCCCUCUCGCCCAACACCACCACAGAGUCACACAGGCCCGCCUCAGCCUCCAGCACAAAGUCUACUUGCACGGAAUACGUAGCGCCGGGGUCACCCUGCACGGACAUCCCCCCGAUCGAUGUGGACCACCUGGAGGAGUUUGUGCAGCGGCCAGCUCCCCGCGGCUCCACCAUGAAGUGCCGCAUCACACGCGACAAGAAGGGCAUGGACAGAGGCCUCUACCCCACAUACUUCAUGCACCUGGAGAAAGAGGACGGCCGCAAGUUCUUUCUGCUGGCGGGAAGAAAGAGGAAAAAGAGCAAGACGUCAAACUACCUGAUCUCAGUGGAUGCCACAGACCUGUCCCGUGAGGGAGAGAGCUUCGUGGGGAAGCUGAGAUCCAAUCUUAUGGGCACAAAGUUCACAGUGUUUGACAACGGCACCAAUCCCUGCAAGAACCCUGGCACUCUUCUGGAGGAGAGCAACACACGACAGGAACUGGCAGCUAUCUGCUACGAGACCAACGUGUUAGGCUUCAAAGGGCCUCGCAAGAUGACUGUCGUCAUCCCCGGGAUGAACAUGAACUUUGAGCGGAUACCCGUCCGACCAACCAGCGAGCAGGACACCCUGCUGGGGAAGUGGCAGAGCCGCGCCCUGGAGAACCUGAUCGAGCUACAUAACAAGGCGCCCGUCUGGAAUGACGACACGCAGUCCUACGUGCUCAACUUCCACGGCCGCGUCACACAGGCCUCUGUCAAGAACUUCCAGAUUGUCCACGACAAUGACCCGGACUACAUCGUGAUGCAGUUUGGCCGAGUGGCAGAGGACGUCUUCACUCUGGACUUUAGUUACCCCAUGUGUGCCCUGCAGGCCUUCGCCAUUGGCCUCUCUAGCUUUGACAGUAAACUGGCUUGCGAGUGACCGCUCCGUCUUGCACACCGGCAACACACACACACACACACACACAAACAUGUAGUCACACACAGUCAUGUCUUUUGCUAGCACAACAACAUCCAGCAUUAAGACGUGAAAUCCCCUCCUUUCCUCUCCCUCAGGACAGUUUUUAUGUGUGUGCAUGUGUGUGUAAAACACUCACCUCCCUGGUCAUCACUGCUACGAUGAGAUCUUCCACACUGCCUUGUCUAGCGGUGAGCAGGCACGCAGACACUACUAUACCACCCCACUUCCCUCCUCAACAGAAGACAUGGAGCCCCCUUUCUCUACACAUCACCUUGCAUACAGUACUGUACAUCUUGCAUACAGUCAGCAGGACCACCAGACGUUUAAAUCACUGGAUCACUUUAAUAUUCACAGGAAAAAAAAGAAAAUAUAACAAGUCUCUUCGAGAGGAAACCCCCAUCCUUUUGUGAUGCCUUUUUUCAGUGUGCCUCUGUGUAAAUGUGUGGGUAAAUCUAAUUAUCCUUAAUAUUUUUUCUGUGUUUGUUGUUUGCCGCCUUUGAAGUGGGUGGCUGAUUUUUAACAUUUCUUUUUCUUUUCUUGUAAUUAUUAUAAUUAUAAUUAUUAUUCCACUCGCAAACAGUCGGCGAGUGUAAGGAAAGGGAACAGUAGCUGUGUCCGUCCCUGAGCAACCAGAGCCGUCACUCAUAGACUGCCUGCCACUCACUGACUGAUUUAAUCCACUGUAAGGGAAAAAUGGACAAUGAACUGGGCUUUACUCAAAUGCAGUGGUCUCUAACAGACAUGUCAAUUUUGAUGUUUUAAAUCGUAUUGAAAUCAUGACUUUUUGUAAACUUGGAUUUAAAAUAUGGAUGUUGUUCUAGGUUGUUUGUUGUGUGUGUGCAUUCUCUUCUGCCUUUUAAAAAACCUCUCUCAACACUCUUAAGACCACCAGCGCUGAAUAGAAUUGGUUGUUAAUUGUGUAAGUGACUUGUUGUUGGGGAUGGACAUCAUGUCACCACUUUGUCAUCAGUAAAACCUUGCGGUUGUUUUUGUAAACACAGAACUGUGUCAUUCUUAGUUGAGGCAAUUGCGGAGUGAUUUUGCACCACCAGGAAAGUCAUCUGGGGAGGCACUGUGUUCUGUGUGUGUGUUUACUGAUCACCGCUUAAUUCUAUCAGGCCGAAGAGAACGUUUUUCUCAAAGAAACCUUUGACAUGCAGUUCACUGCACAUUGACAUGGACUCAGCAGGCAAAUACAUGUGACUGACGUUUCUUGAGCACCCCCCUUUUUUUUUCGCUUGAGGCAAUUCUGUUUUGUUGUUGUGCUCAUCUGUCAUAGUGAACUUUAAGUGGAGUUGUGAGGUUUCCUUGUUUACCAGCAUGCACUUGCUUUUUUUCUUUUUCUGUUUUUGAUGGAUCCCAUUGGUUAUUUUACAGGCAAGGUGAACAGAUGCGGCUAACUUGACAUUUCCCUGUAGACCACAAAUAUGUCAGAAACAAAUUUGAUAAUUAUCAUUAAUCAUAAAUACUUAAGAAUGAUUUGUACACCAAUGAUCUAGGCAGCAAGAAACUACACUUGUAGCGUCCACUGUGUCAGCAUUGUACUUGACAAAAAAAUCUUUUUUUUUAUUAUUGUUUUUUUCUAUUAGCUGUGUGUUACAUAAGAAAAAAAGAUAAUGGCAUUUCAAGAUCACUUACAGUUUCUUUUUCUUGUUCUUAGACUGCUUACCUUGACAGGGAAAGUGUGCUCACAUCUGGACGAUUUUAUGAAAGUCUGUACAGACAUCUCCCCUCCAAAAAAAAAAAAAAAACAUGAGAGAAAAAAAGAGAGAAGUGGUUCUUUCACCAAGAGAGACACCACAGAGAGACAUAUGAUUGUUGCCUUAAUGUUGAGAACAUUUGUUUCGUUUUGCAUCAGUGUCUUAAUAUUGACUGCAUGGUCGAGUGCAGGAAUGGAUUUAGAAGAGUAUACUGUAUAUUUUAUACUUUAGAGUAUAAUGUAUAUAUUUUUUAAAGGAGAUAACGUGUGCUCUCGCCACGUCUUGAAAGUUGAGUUCCAUAACGGCAAGUAACAAAAUGAGUUGAGGGUGUAAAUCGAUGCACAAGACCAAAAAAGGCUCUGCUGGAUAUGUGUUUGUGGGUUGAAGAAGUUUUUCGGUUUUGUCAGUGUUGUGUUGUUUUUGAUUGUGUUGAGCCACAUCUCACUAGCCAAUUGUAUACUGGAUAUCAGAGGAGUGCUUAUUUUAUUCCAAUUAAAUGAACUGUCGGGAAAACAAAUGGAAUUUGCACAAAUUAACAAUUCAGAGGAAUAAUCCUAUUAUAUCUUGACCAGCAGGGGAGGAACAAAUCAGCCUUAUCAUGAAGGCUUGACUUGUAUUAUAUUUUUGAAAGAUGUUAUUGUUUUACAGUCAUUUGUAUAUAGUAUAAUUAAUUAUGUGUUGUGUAAGCCCUGUCUGUCUAAUCUGUCUGUUUUUAAAAUACAACACUGCUGCAUGAAG
Engraulis encrasicolus (European anchovy) is the source of this 4462-nucleotide messenger RNA. RefSeq names its product TUB like protein 3 (gene tulp3). Gene Ontology annotation, cellular component: cilium. The transcript is spliced from 15 exons. Lineage: Eukaryota; Metazoa; Chordata; Actinopteri; Clupeiformes; Engraulidae. The record is from RefSeq and is a predicted model, not a curated record. The coding region runs from base 192 to 1985 and encodes 597 amino acids. Gene Ontology annotation, biological process: protein localization to cilium.